GCAGGUGAAAGACAAUACAGAUUAUCACCAGCGAACAUUUGCAACAGGGUCGCUUCUCUUCAAAAGGUUGGGGCGUGCCGAAAGUACACACCGCCUUGUGUUGCUUGACUUCUUUUAAUUUCUUGGUCACUGCCCACUCGUAUUUUCCUCGCCAUGAGCUGAUCGACUUACGCUCUUCCAUCCUCUCUCCUCUCCCACGACUGAUCUCCCACCACCGCCAACAUGGCGUCGACAGCAGUGCGAAAUGGCAGUGCUGCUAGUAACCUCAAUGGAGGAGCAGUGGGAAUCACACCUGCGUCACGCUUCGCCGACAUCCCGUCCGCGAUCGAUAUUCCUGUGUCUGGCGGGCUUGACGCCGACGAGGCGGUCGAAGUCAAUCUCGAGGAUCUCCUUGACGACCCCACGGAGCUCUGCCAACUUUUGGAAAAUGAGAAAGCGGCUAAAAAUCUGUGGAUCACAAUUGCGUUGGCAUACGCAAAACAGGCGCAAUAUGACCACGCAAUCGAAAUUUUGGUCAAGGGCAUGGGGUCGCUGUCGAGGAGCGGGCCCAAAGAACGUCUGAGUCUGCUCGCAUGCGUGGCCUGGCUGAAUCUUCUCAAGAGCAGACAGGCGCCCAGAGUAUUACCUGAAAACCAACAAUCCUCCGAUGCAAAGACCAAGGAUCAUUACCUCCGAGAAGCCACCGCCUCGAUCAACGAUGCCCUUCGAAUCAACCCUGCCUUCCCUCCGCUGUAUCUCACUAGAGGCGUUCUCUUCCUCCUUCGAGCUUCCUUGCAAGCGUCAACCAAAGCCGGGUCAGAUGCUGAAAGAGCCGAAUCCCUCAAGCAGGCGCUCAAGUGUUUCGAUGACGCGCUACGAGCCUCCGAGGGUCGCAACAUGAUGGCAGCAAUUGGAAGAGCCAGGACAUUAUAUUUGCAGAAGCAAUAUGGUCCAGCAUUACAAGUGUACCAAGACGUGCUCGCCAAAAUGCCCGGACUCACAGACCCCGAUCCUCGUAUAGGCAUUGGCUGUUGUCUGUGGCAGUUGGGGUACCAGGAUCGGGCGAAGAUGGCCUGGGAACGAUCGCUCGCACUGAACCCAGAGUCAAAAAUUGCACACGCUCUGCUGGGUGUGUACUAUCUGCACGAAAGCGCCAAAUACCCGGCUUCCGACCCUCAGUUCAACGCUCUUUACAAAAAGGCUAUGAUCGAUCAUACGAAGAAAGCUUACACUAUCGACAAGAACUUUCCGCUUAGCUGUGCGACUUUUGCUAGUUAUUUCCUCCUGACUGGCCGCUACGAUACGGUGGAACCUUUAGCGCGAAAGGCCAUUGAACAGACUGACAUCAACGCAAUUGCCAGUGACGGCUGGUAUUUGUUGGCUCGAAAGGAGCACAACAAAGGUGACUUGUCCAAAGCAAAUGACUACUACAACAGAUCGGACCAGGCACGAGGCGGUUUGGAUCGAGGCUACUUCCCCGCGAAAUACGGUCUCAUUCAGAUUAUGAUUCAGACCCAGGAUAUCCAGGGUGCCAAGUUUCGACUCGAAAAUCUUUCUCAGCUCAACAGACAUGUGGAGGCCAUGACAUUACUGGGUUGCGUUUACGCUGAAGAAGCGUUCUCAGCCCAGAGCACAGCGACCAAAGACGAAAAGACAACCGCAGCGCGGAAGGCCAUACAAUUACUCGAGAACGUUCGAAAGACCUGGAAGGAUGAAAAGACCCGGAACAAGCCCGACGAGUCCGUUCUGCUUUACCUCGCGCGUCUAUAUGAGCUUGAAAAUCCAAUCGAAAGCCUGAAAUGUCUUCAGACGGUCGAACAAAUGCAAAUGGAGAAAAUUCCGGAUGAAGACAAGCCAGAUCCGAGUGAGGAGGAAGCAACAUACAUUGCUCAAUUGCGCGAGAACCUACCCCCACAGCUUCUGAACAAUAUGGCGUGCUUCCUGUAUGGGCAGGAGUCGUACUCCCUAGCUCGUGAGACAUUCCAGAUUGCGCUCAAUGCCUGUGUCAGACUCACCGAGAAGCAAGAGGCCGAAAAGAAGGCACUGGAAGAAGAAAAAAUCAACGCAGAGGAUGUCGACAACAGCGACACUGAUGCUUUGGUGACCACGAUUUCAUACAACCUCGCCAGGACUUUGGAAGCAUUGGGACUCACGGAGGAGGCUCAGAAAGUUUAUGAGGGUCUCCUUGCCAGACACGCCGACUAUACAGACGCUUCCGCCCGCCUCGCGUUCAUAGCCUUGGAAACAUCGCCGCGAGACGAGGGACCGCGAAAGAUUCACGCAAUUUAUCAGAAUGACUACGGCAACACUGAAGUCAGGGCUUUGAUGGGCUGGUACCACCAUAGCGCCAAGAAGAAGACGACCAACAUUGCAGAAGAUGCUGAGAAUCGCCAUUACAAGCACACAUUGCAGGGCUAUGACAAGCAUGACCUUUACUCUCUUGUUGGUAUGGGCAACAUUCACCUGACAAUCGCAAGAGAUAUGCCCCGGAAUACGGAUCAAGAAAAGGAAAAGCGGAGCAAGAUGUAUGCCAAAGCAUACGAGUUCUUUGACAAAGCGCUACAACUAGACCCUAAGAACGCUUAUGCUGCGCAGGGAGUUGCGAUCGCUCUCUGCGAUGACAAAAAAGCAUAUUCUGAUGCUCUACAGAUAUUCACAAAGGUCAAAGACACUCUCCGAGACUCCUCGGUCAACACCAAUUUGGGCCAUGUGAUGACGGAACUGCGGCAGUAUCAACGCGGCAUCGACAAUUACGAAAUUGCGCUGAGGAAGGAUGGCAAGAGCGAAAACGCCCAGUUAUUGGCGUGCUUGUCAAGAGCAUGGCUUUUGAAAGGCAAGGCCGAUAGAUCCAUCCCUGCUCUCAACACGGCUCUCGAUUACAUGAAGCGCGCUCUGGCCACCCAACCCGAGUCUCCUCAUUUGCAGUUUAAUGUGGCAUUCAUUCAGUUCCAAAUUGCACAACAUGUGAACCAAGCCAAGGAGACGGAUCGAACGCUUGAGGAUGUGGAUGCCGCCAUCGCCGGGCUUGAACAGGCCAUCGAUACCUUUGAACAGGUUGCUAGGCAUAAGCAACCGCCAUAUCCCCGGACAGCACUUGAGCAGCGUGCCGCUAUGGGCAAAAAUACCAUGAGGAAUCAACUAGAGCGCCAGCGCGUGAGACAAGCCGCCUAUGAGAAUGAGAACGCCACAAAAUUAAAGGAAGCAAAGGAGAGACGGCAGGAGGAGCUGCGAAAACGCGAGGAAGCAGCAAGAAGGCGCAGACAAGAGGAAGAGGAACGCGCACAGAGGAUUGCAGAAGAACGGCGAAAGAUUGUGGAAGAGACGGAGAGAAUUGCUGAGCAGAUUCGCGCCGAAGCAGCAGCAAGAGAAGCUGCCGAGUACACGGACGAUGAGGAAACUGGGGAACGCGUAAGACGGAAGAAGAAGCCUAAGGCCGGGGGCAAGCGGAAGAAGCGAGACGAUGAAGAUGGAUUCAUUGAAGAUGACGAAGAUGGAAAGAGCGAAAGAAGUGUUUCGCGGACUCCAAUGAGUGGCACGGACAACGAAGCUCCGGCUGAAAUGCCCAAGAAGAAGAAGAGAAGACUGGAGAGAAAGAGUGCUGCCAGAGAAACACCACGGCGAAAGAGUGACAAAUUCAAGUCCGCAGCUGUGGUAGUGGACUCAGAUUCUGAAUUAGACGACGAGGCCAGUGCAGUUGCGACCCCGGAAGAAGCCACCGCCGAGUCUCCGACAUCCGAAGUCCCAGAUAAGGAUGAAGAGAUGGAAGGUUUACGUGAUGAGCCGGACGGCGACGAGGACCGAGUUCAAACGAAACCGCCCCCUAGACAACGCAAGCAACUGCGGACAAUUGCCGAUGACGAUGACGAGGAUGAGGAUGAGGAUGAGGGUGAGGAAGAGACCUUCAAUGCAGGCGCCAAUGGUCAUGCGGACGCAACGAGGGCUUCUGCCGAAGUCGGUUUGGGAGGUGAUGAUGAUGAGUAGGCGUCAGGGCCUUGCAAGUUCAUGAUCUCUCAUCCCUCCUGCAUAGGAAGCAGGGAAGUUGAAUGGGCGCCGCUCAGCAAAAGUGUGCUUUGAUAUCAUUGCUUCUGGUGUGAUUUCCCCGUGAGUAUUGAAGAGCCUUUGCCUUAGCUGGUGGGAUUACCAGGUUUCUACAAUGUAUAACAUCACGGUCACUUCUAUUCCGUUAAUCAAGUAAAUGGGUG
Cladophialophora immunda is the source of this 4181-nucleotide messenger RNA. RefSeq lists its product as uncharacterized. Gene Ontology annotation, molecular function: RNA polymerase II complex binding. The record is from RefSeq and is a predicted model, not a curated record. Gene Ontology annotation, biological process: regulation of DNA-templated transcription. The coding region runs from base 223 to 3960 and encodes 1245 amino acids. The transcript has a single exon. Gene Ontology annotation, cellular component: Cdc73/Paf1 complex. NCBI's taxonomy places the organism in Eukaryota, Fungi, Ascomycota, Eurotiomycetes, Chaetothyriales, Herpotrichiellaceae.